AUGGGGGCAGACGGAAGUAAAACCAGGAAGAGGACCGCGGGAGGGGUGGAGGAUGAGCACAUCACUUCAGGAUGGCGAGGUCUCCUCUCCAGUGUGGGCCUGUCUAUCCCAGCAGGCCUCUGCCGCCUGGCCCCACCAGCCCUCCGUCUGGGCCAGCGCCGGAUGCUCCAGGGCAAAGCCCCUGAGGUCCCUGAGCAUGUCUUGAGGUUGGCGGGAGUGGGUCUGGGCAGGCCGAGGGGAGAAUGGAGCCUUCCAGGAUUCGUUACCAUGUUUCUGCCUGAAUUUCCCCACAGACCUGUGCCAGGACACGAACACUUUCAGGUGCUUGGUUACAUCGCUAAAGGUUCGUUUGGUCCCAUUCUAAAAGUGAGGGACAAGUCCAAACAGAAAACAUAUGCUGUAAAGGUUAUACCUAAAUCAGAGAUUUUAAGACUGGCCGUGUUGGAGCAGUCUAAAGAGGAAGUUAUAGUUCAGAGUCAGGUUCGCCACCCGUUUGUCCUCGACCUCCAGGACUGCUGGCAGACUCAGCGCCACCUUUACAUUAUGUGCGACUACUGCAGUACAGGGGACCUCUACACCUACUGGCAGAUGAUUGGUCAGUUCUCAGAGGAAACCGUGCGGAUAUUUGCAGCAGAGUUGGGAUGUGCUCUAGGGUUCUUGCAUGACUUUGGGAUCAUCCACAGAGAUGUAAAGAUGGAGAACAUCCUGCUGACAGACAAUGGCCACCUUCGCCUUGCUGACUUUGGUUUGUCCCGUCGCUUAGAAAGAGGAGGCAGAGCCUUUACAAUCUGUGGAACCAUCCAAUACAUGGCCCCAGAGGUGCUCAGCGGUGGACCAUACAACCACGCAGCCGAUUGGUGGUCACUAGGAAUUCUGAUUUUCUCAUUGGCUAUUGGGAAGUUCCCUGUGCCUCCUGAACCUGACCACUGCAGUAUGCUGAGGAAAGUCAGGAGUUUUCCUUAUGAAAUACCCCUCAGCCUCAGUUCAUCGCUCUCCAUGUUAAUAACAGAGCUUUUAUGCAAAAAUCCCCUGCGCCGCCUGAGGACCCUGGAACGUUUCAAACGUCAAACUUUCUUCUUUGGAACAUCCUUUGACUUGGACCUCCUUCAGCGUCAGCCAGUGGAGGUGAUCCUGAAGCUCAGAGAGAGACCAGACCGUGCUGCCAAAGCUCGAAGGGGCCUCACGUUGUCCCUGCAGCCUCUGAGGGGCUUCGACUUUGAUUCGCUGCUCAGCCCCGCCACCACGCCAGACACACAGCUGGAUGGGGAUUCACGCACAGCUGUGCUGCUGCCUGGCCCCUCGCUGCAGCCCCUUCAGGAAAAAACUCCACGCAGAGAAGUGUUUGUAUAACAGAGCAGAGUCUGGCAGCAAAGUGGAAAAGAAAGCCCUACAUUAUGUGUAAAGAAAAAACAACAGGCAUCUGACAGAAAAACAGAAAAUUAAAAAUUAUGUAUUUAAGCACAGAGCCAUAUUUCCCCAUAUUAACUGUGCUUUGCAAAAGUACCCCUACCCUUUGAGCUUAUUAAACAUUAUCUCACACUGGAUUCAGUUUAUGUAGUGAAAAGUGAACUUUAUAGACCAAUUUAAAGUAAAGCAGUAGCACAAAUGCACAUAGUUUAAUAUCUUUUAAAAAGAAAAGCUUUAUUAUGCAAUUGAUUUAAUUUAACCAAUUGGAGUGAAUACUCUUGUAGGUUUAAUUAAAAUGUGUUUCCCCAUAGCUGGGCUGCUAAUUUCUGUUGCAUAUUUUGCUGUAAAUCCAGCUGGGGGUAUGACACUUAACAGCUUUGCACAUUCUGACUCUGAACUAUUUGUUAAAUAGCUGAAUCAGAUUAGAUAGAGAGCAUCUGUGAGCAUCAGUUUUAAACUCUUGCCACUAAUUGUCAUUUAGAUAUAUGCAAUGACUUUAACUAGGCCUUUUUCAACAAAUAAGCAGCCUCUAAGAGGUUUUUCUCCAGUGGUGCCCUGUAAUGCUCCUCCCAACCUUCUAUCAGCUCUGACUUUCCCAUUCCUGCCAAAGAUAAUGUGUUCUACAGCAUGAUGCUGCCAACCCUUGGGUGUUCAAGGUUAGAUGCACUGUUUGUUUUCUAAAGCACAAAACAUUAAUUUAGCAUGCAUUUGAAAUCUCAUUACACCUGAUAACUUCUUUUUUUAUGGCACCGUCUACGUAGUUUUUCUCAAAAUAAAAAGUUGGCUUCUUCUGCUUCCUUUAAGAGGCCUUCCUUCUUACAAUGCUGACUUAAAGUCAGGGUUUAUGGAUCGGAGAGUGAAACCUUAACCUGAAAUAUGUUCCAGGACGAAAAUCUGAAGCCACAGAAAAGUAGCAUUUAUGCAGAGAUUAAAUGACACACCAAUUGCCCUGGAUCCAUUAAGAGAAAACUUGGUGAAAACACUGGCUUUCAUUUUUAAUUGAAAAAAGAAGCACUAUUAUGCUUCUUGACCUUGAUCCUCACAAUAUAAAGAUGUAAUGUGAGUAAUUUAGGAUUCAUGGGUACUUUUGCACAGUGCUACAAUAGUUUUUUUCUUUAUUUUUCAUGUUAACCUUUUCGCACUUAACAUGUCUUUAGUAGUAUUUGUUCAGUGGUUGUGUGCCAUCACUCCUUCAAUGAAACAUCCAGUGCUUCCUCAUAGAUCGCGAUUUUUAAACAUUUGUGGUUAUUUGUCAUGUUUCCUUUUUUUUUAAAGUGCACAAAAAAGCUAUCCAUCUGUUAUUUAGUCAUACCCUAACUUUAUGUCCAAUGCCCUGCCUGCAGAUUUUUACUGAAGUGAGAACAUCUCCAUUGUUCUCAGAGUGAAGUAAACAAAAGCCUUAGAGUGUGAAGGUCAUACUCGUUACUCUGCAUUAAUGCUCACAACCUGUGACUCAGGGGUGCAAUAGCUGGUUUUAUCAUGAUAACUUUACACAGUUAAAUGUGAAUAAACAGCUCUUUGACAUUCAUCUGUUUUAUACCUACCAAGGCUAUUUUCUACUGCAGGUUCCUCACUGACCAGAUACAUAAAUAUAUUGUGAUUUUUAAAUGUGAUGUUUACCCAGAUUGCUUCACACGCACAGUUCAGAGCUUAAUCUCUCGGUCACAAAAUUCUUAUGUACAUAUAUUUAUAUAUGCUUUAUAGAUAAUAGAUCUAUAAAUCUAUAUCUAUAUAGAUAUAGAAGCAUAUUCCUCUUUAUAAAGUUUAUAUGAACAUUUUGGAGAGUAUUUUCCUUGUGUGUCAUGAUGUCUUAUUGCAUUUGCCAUGUAGCACAA
This is a messenger RNA of Cyprinodon variegatus (sheepshead minnow), 3242 nucleotides long. RefSeq lists its product as uncharacterized. The coding region runs from base 1 to 1350 and encodes 449 amino acids. The record is from RefSeq and is a predicted model, not a curated record. Gene Ontology annotation, molecular function: ATP binding; protein serine/threonine kinase activity. NCBI's taxonomy places the organism in Eukaryota, Metazoa, Chordata, Actinopteri, Cyprinodontiformes, Cyprinodontidae. The transcript is spliced from 13 exons. Gene Ontology annotation, biological process: protein phosphorylation.